AUGUGGCAUGAGUCUAUUGUUAGACGUAGGGAUCAUUGUUGUACAUGGGCUGGGAUACUGCCAGGGCACCCACACUUGGACAGGAGGACUUUUAAGUUCCUCAACCAAAGCGUUUGGCUCCUAAGCCUAAUCGCAGGGCAGCGGUGUUUGGUUGGAGAUGCAAGUGCAUUUCACUUUCUACGAUGUUCCAACCCCCACUGUGGAGGACCAGGACGGUUGUGUUCGUCAGACCUAAAAGCAAAAAGCCGUUGCUUGUUUCGAACCGCCAUUUGGCGUUUACUAGCUGAUGCCUUCACCGACAAAAAAGAAUCGUUAAGCUGUAACACCCUUUCGGUGCCUAGCUGCCAUGCCGCCCGAAGGAAGCACAAGGGCUGGGAUACCGCCAGGUCGCCCAAGCCUAGACAGGGGGAGUCGAGAGACAGAGGUCAGGUUCGAACCACGGACCUUCAGGCUGUUUGUGAUGUAACAUCUCCAUUAUCACUUGUUUUCAGCAUGUUCCCACUGAUGGAAAGCGUGCUAUUUUGCGUCGUCCCCUUGCUACCCACUCUCCUACUUUGCUAUCUAUGCCCAUAUUCCAAAGUGGAAGAAAGUUUCAAUAUACAGGCCAUUCAUGAUAUUGCACUACUCCGAACUAAUAUAAGUUCAUAUGAUCAUCAUAGUUUCCCGGGGGUUGUCCCAAGAACAUUCAUUGGGAGCUUGAUCGUGUAUGCGCUUACUUGUUUACCUUUGACCCUACUUACUCAGCUAGAUGUUUCGAAAUACUGGAUGCAGCUGCUCGUGCGAUUUGCCCUGGGUUUCUUGAACGUUUUAUGCUUUUCCCGGUUUGUGACUGUUGUCAAACAAACUCUGGGACGGCUUGUCGCCUGGCGUCUAAUGUGGAUUACCGCCAGCCAGUUUCAUUUCUUUUACUACGCCUCAAGAACCCUGCCGAACACUUUCGCACUGAGCUUCGUUUUACUUUCGUUGGCAUCCUUACUACGGGGACGUGACAAAGAAUUCAUCUGCUUGGCGGGCUUCGCUGUUCUCGUUUUCCGGAGUGAAUUGCUCUUGUUCUACGGCCCUUGCUUCAUCUAUGGCUUACUUCAGGGCAUUGUUCGGAUAAAUUUCAUGCUCAUUCUAACUGCCUUGUUGACAGCGUUUGGCAGCAUUAUGUUCUGGUUGACUCUUGGUUCUGGCAACGAUGGGUCUGGCCUGAGGGUGAAGUGUUUUACUACAAUGUUGUAUUGGGUAAAAACUUCUCCGUUUCACUGGUAUUUCACGUCCGCGCUGCCCCGAGCUCUACUGAGCACGAGCUUACUUCUUCCUGUUUGGCUGGGACUUGCAGUUCUCCUGUGUAGAAGGAAGCAACCGAGUUCGAAUCGUCUUGUUGCUUUUCUCCCAACUGGCCUUAUACUCUCUGCUUUGCUGUUCGUUUUGUUGUACUCAUGGCUCCCGCACAAAGAGCUGCGAUUUAUCAUCUAUGCAGUGCCAAUUUUCAACUUGGCUGCGGCGUUGGUUUGGGCUCACGUGGAAACGGCUGUUAAGCGACGCUCUCCUAGUGGGAAGAAGGCGAGUGACAACUCCCUCUGGUGCUCGUCACUAAAUUGGUUUCAACGCGUGUUUGUCUGGUUCUGUUACCUUCAUCUUCUUGUCAAUCUGCUUGGCACGACAGUGUUGGUCCUAGUUUCCAUGAAGAAUUACCCUGGUGGUGAGGCACUGAACCGACUCAAUCACCUGCCGCAGUUGGCUGAGCGACGAGAUGUCCACGUGCAUAUUUGCAACUUGGCUGCUCAAACGGGAGUCACGCGCUUUCUGGAACAAAAUCCUCACUGGAUAUAUAACAAGACAGAACAUAUCGAAAAUGAUCUUCGACUAUUGGAACUAGGCCAGUUUACACACCUCAUAUCGGAAAUCAAACCGGAACAAAUGCGACUGGAAUCAUCACUGUUCAGUCCACUUUUUACAAUCCACAGCUUCAAUGGUAUUGUUAUUAAACGUUCAUGGAAGAUAUGGGAACUGGUGACCACUCAAUUAACUCCCGCGAUCACUGUUUACGAACGACAACAUAACGAAAAACUUGUGUGUGCCAUCCUGUUGAUACGCAGCAGCACACUGCACACUUUUUGCCGUUCCAUCGAGGAAGCUGGAAGAUAUGAAUUACUGAUGGUCAAGGUGCGCGCUUGUUCGAAUGCUUUGACAUCAGUCCACACCUAUUUCGAGUUACUGUCUAUGGGCCGCCGUGAAUUCCUAGACCAGUGUCUGUCUGAAUUAUUUGGAUGGGAAAAAGACUAA
Molecule: messenger RNA, 2271 nt
Organism: Opisthorchis viverrini
Lineage: Eukaryota; Metazoa; Platyhelminthes; Trematoda; Opisthorchiida; Opisthorchiidae
Exons: 13
Coding region: 1-2271 (756 amino acids)
Biological process (GO): protein N-linked glycosylation
Cellular component (GO): endoplasmic reticulum membrane
Molecular function (GO): alpha-1,6-mannosyltransferase activity
Source: RefSeq, a predicted model, not a curated record